UUCGAGAUGGAAGAAGCUUGGUACUAGUACAGACGAAUAUUAUACACCGACGAGCACGCAACCAUUUUUCAUCAUUUUCCUUUUACUGCUCGCGUUACAGCUUCUCUUUCAGGUUAGGGUUUUCAGUUUCAAAGAAUUUCAAUCGAUUGACCAAUCGAAAGAGCGAAAGAAAUAGACAGAUUGGUUUAUCGAUUGAAAUGGAGAAGAAGGUUAAUUUUAAAGUAUACAACACAAUGACUAAAAAUGUGGAAGAAUUUAAGCCUAGAGUCCCUGGCAAGGUCGGUAUGUACGUCUGUGGUGUCACCGCCUACGAUUUUAGCCAUAUCGGUCAUGCACGCGCCGCUGUUGUCUUCGAUAUCCUUUUCAGAUAUCUGCAACACUUGGGUUAUGAAGUUACUUAUGUUCGAAAUUUUACUGAUAUUGAUGACAAGAUAAUUCGGCGAGCGAAUGAUCUUGGUGAGGAUCCAUUAUCUUUAAGCAGCAGAUUUUGCGAGGAAUAUCUUGUUGACAUGGACAGUCUGCAGUGCCUCUGGCCUACACAUCAGCCUCGUGUGACUGAUCAUAUGGAACAGAUUAAGGACAUGAUCACACAGAUAAUAAAGAAUGGCUUUGCUUAUGUUGUCGAAGGGGAUGUGUUCUUUGCUGUUGAUAGAUUCCCAAACUAUGGUCAGCUGUCUGGGCAGAAACUUGAAAAUACUAGAGCUGGUGAGCGUGUUGCUGUUGACACAAGAAAACGUAAUCCUGCUGACUUUGCAUUAUGGAAGGCUGCAAAGCCUGGUGAGCCAAGUUGGGAGAGCCCAUGGGGUCCUGGAAGACCGGGAUGGCACAUAGAGUGCAGUGCAAUGAGUGCUCACUAUCUGACCUUUAAGUUUGACAUCCAUGGUGGUGGAAGCGAUUUGACUUUUCCACAUCAUGAAAAUGAGCUUACACAGAGUGUUGCUGCAUGUCAAGAGUGCAAUAUAAGUUAUUGGAUGCAUAAUGGGCAUGUCACCAAUAACAAUGAGAAAAUGUCAAAGUCCUUGGGCAACUUUUUCACAAUCCGUCAGGUUACUGACCGGUACCAUCCACUUGCUUUGAGACACUUUUUGAUGAGUGCACAUUACCGCUCUCCUCUGAAUUACACUGUACUGCAGCUGGAAAAUGCAUCUGAUGCACUCUUUUACAUUUAUCAGACGUUGCAUGAUUGUGAGGAAGCCUUGUCAUUGUUUGAAGAUGGAAGCCUUAAAGAGGGUGUGGGGCGGAAUGGCAAAGUGGUUGGAAUUACUGCUGAUGCCCAAAAAUGCAUCAGCAAACUACAUGAUGAGUUUGAGACUAAAAUGUCAGAUGAUUUAAGCACGUCUCAUUUGUUGACUGGUGCUUUCCAAGAUGCACUGAAGUUCAUAAACAGUUCUUUGAGCAUGCUAAAGAAGAAACAACAAAAGCAACAACAAUCUUCAUUGGUUAAAUCCAUUACUGAAAUAGAGAAAGAAGUUAAGUUAGUUCUGAAGGUUGUGGGACUGCUUCCUCCUUGCUCUUACACUGAUGUUUUGCAGCAACUAAAAGAAAAGGCAUUGAAGAGGGCUGAACUAACGGUGCAAGACGUGGCAGCUCUUAUUGAGGAAAGAACAACAGCAAGGAAAAACAAGGAUUUUUCAAGAAGUGAUCAGAUCAGGGCUGAAUUGACAGCAAAAGGCAUUGCACUUAUGGAUGUGGGCAAGGAAACCGUUUGGAGACCAUGUGCUCCUGUUGAACCAGAACAGGACGCACCAUCUGUUGGGGAAGUGCAAAACCCACCGCCAGCAGCUGUAUCUAGUUGAUGGACAGCCUUUUUCAGGCCCCAGCCUCAGUUGUAGCGAAACCUCAAUUGCGAAAAAUGAUAGCUUUUACAGUUUUUAUCCCACUAAAACCAAAAGUUAAAAGGUUAAUUUACGUUCUGAAUUUACACCUUACGUUGUAUCAUUCAAGAGCUUUCACUUUUUAUGGCCUUGUGACAACACCAUUGAACUCCUCAUAAAAUUUUUGUGAUACGAUACAGGAAUGUUUGUAACCUUUUUGUUAUCUCGCACGGUUUAAUGGGUAGUGACCUGGAUUGUUGCCCAGUAAUGGUUUAUUUCACCUUA
This is a messenger RNA of Jatropha curcas, 2099 nucleotides long. Its product is annotated as cysteine--tRNA ligase 2, cytoplasmic. Gene Ontology annotation, molecular function: ATP binding; cysteine-tRNA ligase activity. Gene Ontology annotation, cellular component: cytoplasm. Gene Ontology annotation, biological process: cysteinyl-tRNA aminoacylation. NCBI's taxonomy places the organism in Eukaryota, Viridiplantae, Streptophyta, Magnoliopsida, Malpighiales, Euphorbiaceae. The record is from RefSeq and is a predicted model, not a curated record.